This is a messenger RNA of Penicillium angulare, 1188 nucleotides long. RefSeq lists its product as uncharacterized. The transcript has 5 exons. Gene Ontology annotation, molecular function: O-methyltransferase activity. The record is from RefSeq and is a predicted model, not a curated record. NCBI's taxonomy places the organism in Eukaryota, Fungi, Ascomycota, Eurotiomycetes, Eurotiales, Aspergillaceae. Bases 1 to 1188 code for a protein of 395 amino acids.
AUGUCCACUGCUUCAAUUUUGUCUUUAGCAGAUCAGAUCAAGGCGGAGGCCGCGGAAGGCUCAUCAAACCAAGGUCAUGAUCAUGUGCGCCUUCUCCAGCUAAUUGAUGAGUUGAAACUUGCGGUUGAGACACCAACAGAGACCAUUCUUCGUUUGAUUUAUCAACCACCAGAAAACGCAGCUUUACGAACCGUGGUCGACCUUGGUAUCUUUCCCCUUCUUGUGAAUUCUCCCCAAAAGGAGGGCCUGUCAGCGUCGGAUCUAGCGCUUCACACAGGUGCCGAGCGGGGGCUCGUGAUUCGUCUUAUGCGAGUGAUGUGCUCUCUGGGCUUGUGCGAGUCCUCGGAGACCGAAGUAUAUCGAACAACCGACAAGACUAUUUCAAUGACGAAACCAAUUGGUCGUGAUGGAGUCCCAUGUUUAUACGAUCUUACUCUUCCUGCUCUUUCAAAGCUCCCCGAAUACCUUCGUCAACACAAGUAUACAAACCCCGAGGAUUAUUCAACAUCUCCCAUGCAAUGGGCGGUGGGAAAGAGUCAAUUCGAAUGGCUUGCAGAGAAUAAAAAGCAUCAGUCUCUUUUCAACUCUUACAUGUCAAGUCGUCGAGAGGGAAGGCCCAAUUGGUUCGAUGUUUAUCCCAUGGACAGAUUGUCAGAGGGGGCUGAUCUUCACCCUGAUGCUAUAUUCCUAGUUGAUAUCGGUGGGAAUCAGGGUCACGACUUGCAAGCAUUAUCUAACAGAAAAUCAGAUAUCUGUGGACAACUUGUGCUUCAAGAUCUACCGAGAAUUGUUUCCAACGUCGAUAGACCUGGAAUAAAAACCAUGGGCUACAGUUUCUUGGAUCCGCAGCCCAUCAAAAAUGCACGAGCGUAUUAUUUUCGAGCAAUCUUUCACGAUUGGCCAGACCGGAUCUGUAAGAAGAUUUUACUAAACACGGUCUCGGCGAUGGGAAGCUAUUCCAGAGUCAUAAUUGUCGACUUUGUUCUUCCGGAUACGAAUGUCCCUCGCAUGCAGGCUGCGAUGGACAUUCAAAUGAUGUCUAUCGGAGCGGGCGUUGAGAGGUCAAAAAAGCAGUGGGAGGAUCUCCUUGCUAGUGUUGGAUUGAGAGUGAAUGGAAUUUGGAAUGCUCACCCUGGUAUGGAGUCAAUAAUUGAGUGUGUCCUCAACGAGGAGAGGGAGAUGUUUUGA